GGCUUUCUUCUGGCUGGUGUCACUGCUGCUCUCCUCCCUCGUCUGGUUCAUCGCGGUUAAAGCAAGCGACCCCCGGGAUGAGCCAUUGCAGAAGGGGCUCUUGAUCUUUGGGGUGAUGUUCUCUGUGCUGCUGCAGGAGACUUUCCGCUUCCUCUACUACAAGCUCCUCAGGAAGGCAAUCGAAGGGCUCGUGGCCCUCAGCGAGGAUGGCUGCUCCCCCAUCUCCAUUCAGCAAAUGGCAUAUGUUGCUGGCGUGGGCUUUGGGCUCAUGAGCGGCGCCUUCUCCAUGAUCAAUCUCCUGGCAGAUGCCUUAGGGCCUGGCACUGUGGGCAUCCAUGGGGAUUCACAGCUCUACUUCCUGACCUCAGCUUUUAUGACCAUGGUGCUGGUUUUCCUUCACACCUUCUGGGGGAUCCUCUUCUUCCAUGGCUGUGAGCAUCGGCGCUGGUGGGAGAUCACUGCCGUUGUUGUCAUGCACCUUGCUGUCUCGGGGUCGACAUUUUGCAACCCGCUGUACGUUGGCAGCCUGGUGCCCUCCUACCUGCUGAUGGCCGCUGCUGCCACCUGGGCUUACCUGCUUUCUGGGGGAUCUGCCCAGAACCUGCGGCGCUUCCUGCUCUGUCUACGGAACGGAGCCAGCCCCCAGCCAGGAUCCUGA
Messenger RNA from Apaloderma vittatum (bar-tailed trogon), 658 nucleotides. It is a transcript of the gene APH1A, whose product is annotated as APH1A gamma secretase subunit. The record is from RefSeq and is a predicted model, not a curated record. Gene Ontology annotation, biological process: Notch signaling pathway; protein processing; positive regulation of catalytic activity. Gene Ontology annotation, molecular function: protein-macromolecule adaptor activity. The annotation marks the transcript as partial. Gene Ontology annotation, cellular component: gamma-secretase complex; membrane; endoplasmic reticulum. NCBI's taxonomy places the organism in Eukaryota, Metazoa, Chordata, Aves, Trogoniformes, Trogonidae. The transcript has 6 exons.